AUGCACGAAUCACUGAAGAAGAGACCAAUUCGCUACCUUACAGAGGCAGAACGAAGCCGUCUUGAAGAAUUUAUUGAGAAUAUUCAUUAUUCAACAAGAUAUUCUGAUGAUACACAUGAAUAUAGACACGUUAUUUUGCCAAAAUCUAUGCUUAAAGUUAUUCCAAAAGACUAUUUUAAUCAGGAAACGGGCACAUUGAAAAUCUUGCAUGAAGAAGAAUGGCGUGGAUUGGGAAUUACACAGAGUCUCGGAUGGCAACAUUAUGAAAUUCAUGUUCCUGAGCCACAUAUUCUCUUAUUCAAGAGAGAGUGUGAUCAUCAAGCGAAAUCUGCUCAGCAGGUUACACAAAAACAAGUAACUGCAUAG
This is a messenger RNA of Pneumocystis jirovecii RU7, 366 nucleotides long. Its product is annotated as cyclin-dependent kinase regulatory subunit. Gene Ontology annotation, biological process: regulation of mitotic cell cycle. Gene Ontology annotation, molecular function: protein kinase binding; histone binding; cyclin-dependent protein serine/threonine kinase activator activity. The coding region runs from base 1 to 366 and encodes 121 amino acids. Lineage: Eukaryota; Fungi; Ascomycota; Pneumocystomycetes; Pneumocystales; Pneumocystaceae. The transcript has 5 exons. The record is from RefSeq and is a predicted model, not a curated record. Gene Ontology annotation, cellular component: cyclin-dependent protein kinase holoenzyme complex; SCF ubiquitin ligase complex.